Messenger RNA from Neoarthrinium moseri, 1314 nucleotides. RefSeq lists its product as uncharacterized. Lineage: Eukaryota; Fungi; Ascomycota; Sordariomycetes; Amphisphaeriales; Apiosporaceae. Gene Ontology annotation, molecular function: inositol phosphoceramide synthase activity. The transcript has 2 exons. Gene Ontology annotation, cellular component: inositol phosphoceramide synthase complex. Gene Ontology annotation, biological process: sphingolipid biosynthetic process; inositol phosphoceramide metabolic process. The record is from RefSeq and is a predicted model, not a curated record. Bases 1 to 1314 code for a protein of 437 amino acids.
AUGUUCCAAGCAAGGCCGACACUCCAUCUUGCCUGGCCCAAGAAACUCGAGAUGGCAGCGCUGAGUCCGAUAUCUAAGCGACACGCCUUUGGACGGCGACGUAGUAGUUCGAAACCCAAGUCAUACGAUCCCAAGCUAGAACAUGUUUCCUCUCUGCAGAGGUCGUUUUCCAUCCUCAAGUCCGUCGAGGAAUUGAAAGAGCACAGAUGGAGUCUUUUUGACCUGCAAUACGUCGUUCUGGCGGGGUUGUGUCUUUUCUCGUUAUGGAUUAUUGAGGCCCACGCACCCGUCAUCAAGACGGCCGCCGCUCUCGGGUAUCUUCUUUUGUUGCUCAUGCCUGCCACCAGGCAGUUCUUCUUGCCAUCGUGGCCGAUCUGGACCUACCUUCUGUACUUCUUCUCCAGCCGGUUCAUACCGACCGAAGUCCGCCCUCAUAUCUGGGUCAAGGUCUUGCCGGCUCUCGAGAAUAUUCUUUAUGGCGCAAACUUGUCGAACAUCCUGUCGGCACACACGCAUCCGAUCCUCGACGUCUUCGCUUGGAUACCGUAUGGGAUUGGCCACUUUGGCUUGCCCGCGAUCUGCUCUGGAUUUAUAUUCCUGUUCGCCGCCCCAAAGACAUUGCCUGUAUUCGCAAAGUCGUUCGGUUGGUUGAGCAUUAUCGGCGUAACGAUGGCUCUUGUGUUCCCCUGUACCCCGCCGUGGUACGAGAACCUGUACGGGCUAGCUCCCGCCCAUUAUGGUAUGCCUGGCUCCCCGGCCGGGUUGGCACGAAUCGAUGCGCUUUUCGGUGUCGACAUGUAUACGACGAGUUUCUCGACGGCGCCGGUCCCCUUCGGAGCCUUUCCGAGUCUGCAUGCCGGAGAUGCGACCCUGCACGCUCUCUUCAUGACCUAUUGCUUCCCGCGUUUCCGGCCCUUCUUCAUCUUCUACGUGGGCUGGCUCUGGUGGGCGACAAUGUACCUCAGCCAUCAUUAUGCUGUGGAUCUCGUGGGCGGCAGUCUCAUCGCUUCGGUCAUCUUCUUCAUCGCUAGAACCCGAUACUUGCCCCACCAGCAGCCGGACAAGACCAACCGGUGGCAGUACGACUUCGUCGAGAUUGGUGAGAUGAAGAGGACAGCUGAUGAAGAGUUGGGUUAUGGUCUUGGUCUGUUGGAGAGACGAGACACCGGCGACAGUGACGAGUGGUCUGUAGGCAGCAGCACAUUGUACAGUCCGACUACCCCCAGUGGAAGCGCUAGUCCUUUAUCGGAUGAUGGCAGACGCAGUGGGGAUUCGGAAAGCGCUGGCAUGUCCUCACGCAGCCGGUCCUGGUGA